Molecule: messenger RNA, 2664 nt
Organism: Cladophialophora yegresii CBS 114405
Lineage: Eukaryota; Fungi; Ascomycota; Eurotiomycetes; Chaetothyriales; Herpotrichiellaceae
Exons: 3
Coding region: 1-2664 (887 amino acids)
Molecular function (GO): protein binding
Source: RefSeq, a predicted model, not a curated record
AUGAGCGAUCCAUUUUCAAUUGUCACCGGGGUUGCUGGCCUCAUAGCGCUGGCAGGCGAAGUGAUCAGCAAAUGCUAUCGAUAUGGCUGCGCGGUUUCCGGCGCCCCAGACGAAGCCAAGCGGCUUGUGACCGAAGUCACUGGGCUCAGUGGUAUCCUCGUGGGUGUCCAAGUCCUGGUCAAUCAGAGCAGUCUCCCAGAAUAUCAGCUGGAACAUCCCCUGAGGAACUGUUUGGCGGUUCUGCAAACUCUGUCGUUGAAGUUGCAAAAGUACUCGUUAGAUUCGAGCCACUCAUCUGGAAAACGCGCAAUCAAUCGGCUACUGUGGCCGCUCCGCAGAAGUGACACAGAAGAACUCAUCACGGCGAUCGAGCGGCACAAGAACUCGCUGUCGCUAUCCCUCAGCUCGCUUUCAGUGGAAGCUCUCAUGAGCCAAAGCACCACCAUCCAAGACAUCUCGGACGGUCUUGCGGAUCUAUCAGUGACCGUCGUGUCCAGCCACGCAGCACAGCAACGCCGAGAUAUCCUGGACUGGCUUUCUGAACACCAAUAUGAGGCGCAAUAUCAUCGCAGCUAUCAACUCCACUGCUCGGACACGUGUCGUUGGCUUUUAGCUGAGCCUGCAUUUCUCGAUUGGUCGAAAGCUAGGUCUUCUCUCCUGUGGAUGCAUGGUCAAGUGGGCACCGGUAAGACGAUUGCCACGAGUUAUCUCAUCCAUCACUUGAUCACCACGAAAUGUGGUGAUUCGCUGCUUGGAUACUUCUACUAUGAUGCCAGUACGAUGGAGAGCCUGACGCCGGAGAGUUUCUUCGGCGCUAUCGUCAAGCAAUUCUGCUCGGACCUUCCUGAACUUCCCGCAGAGAUUGUCGAUGCAUAUAUGCGAGCUUCCAGUCGUGCCGGAAGCCCAACACGAGCAAGCCUAGACGACCUCAAGUCUUUUCUGCGUUCGCUCCUCGAGAGUCAUGACUCCGCCACCAUCGUGGUCGACGGCCUGGAUGAGUCUCCCAACUACGCCACCGUGUGCGACUUCCUGACCUCGACCGUCUUGGCCGGGAAAUAUGCCUUGCGAGUCUUCAUCAGCAGCCGCCCAGAGCUGCAUCUUCGGCAGCGAUUUCGUGGAUUCAAGGAGAUCCCAGUCCCCGAAGUCGCGGUCGAGGAGGACAUCAGUGUCUACAUCAAGAUGAGAAUCAACACCAACCCACGGCUCCGGCGUAUGAGCGACAGGAUGAAACACUACGUGGAGAUGACCCUCCGAGCAGAUUCUCAUGGCAUGUUCCGCUGGGUGCAAUGCCAAUUAGACGAGAUAUCACGGCUGAGGACUGACGCGGCACUGAAAAGGGCCCUCAAUCACCUGCCGUCCAGCCUUGAAGGCUCCUACCUGAGAAUUCUAAACAACAUCGCCCCAGAAGAUGUUACUUUUGCUAAAAGGGCUCUACUGUGGCUCGCUCACGCCUCGACACCGCUGAGCCUGACCGAGCUUGCAGAAGCCGUGGUUCUGGAGCCGGGGUUUUACUUCUUGGAUCCGGACUCGAAACUGAACGAUCCCAGCGACGUGAUUGACAUCUGCCGCAGCCUGAUCGCGUUCAAUCCGCUGUCCCAAACUGCUCGUAUCGCUCAUCACUCGGUGCGCGAGUUCCUCACGGAACGGGUGAAUGACCUUUCCGAAUUCUACAUCCCAGCUCAGACGUCGCACCGGACCAUAGCCGAGGCGUGUCUUUCGUAUCUGCUGCUUGACGACUUUGCGGCCGGGCCGUUAUACCGGGAAGACUUUGCGCGGACGCUCUCCAAAUUCCCGCUUCUGAGGUACGCCGCGCAGAAUUGGCCGUUCCACGUAGGGAUGUCCGGCGCGGAGGCCGAAUUGCUCCCUCUCAUCGGCAAGCUGAUGACCACCAAGGCGAACCCCAAGUUCUUCUUCUGGCUCCAAGUUGUCCUUUUCGAUUCCAGACACGGCUAUCUCACGCCCGGUGCGGAGCUCGAAGACGCCAGACCUCUGUAUUACGCCGCAUCUUAUGGUCUGACAGAGACGGUCAGGAGUCUAGUGCAGGCCGGCGCCGAACUUGACGAAUGCGCCGGACGAUAUGGUGGGACAGCUUUACAUGCCGCGGUAUGGCGAAAACGGCCAGAGAUACUUGACAUUCUGCUUGACGCUGGGGCCGACCCGACCAUCAAAGACUACAAUGGAGCGUCCCCGGCAGAUCUAUCUAUAUGGAGUGGAGCAAGGGCAUUGUAUCUACGCAUCUCGGAGCGCGAUCCUGACCGUGUUAGUAAGAAAGGUCUUGCGCCGUUGAUUGCAGCGAUUCUGAGAGUAAGGGAGAAGGAACUCUCCUGUACAGACUCAAAGCUCGAAGUUCAAGACACUGCCGAGGCGAAGGAGGUGGCCUCCCUGGUCAUGAGCCAGCCUGAGGGUGUGAUUGAAAAGCUGAAACAAGAGCAAGGCUUUGAGCAUGGUCAGACGACGCUUCAUUUCCCGGCAGUACGCAAGGAAGCUUAUGCUUUGGCGAGGUUACUUAGUGGUGGCGAUGGCAGCACAGGGAUAGACGGAGCCGACAACACCAAGGACAGUCCUCUUCCAUCUGCUCGUAUAGCUGGUGAUGCUGGGUCUUGGAAGGCUGCAAAGUUAGAUUUCAAUCCUGAAAACGACCAGGGCCGAGAAGGGAAGAGUUGA